CGAAGCCUGCCCCACAGCCUUCAGCCCCCAAGCUCGGGAAACACCUCCAAGAGCUGCUACCGCCUCCCUGAGGGACUACACUUCCCAGCGUUCCCAGCGCACUCCCGGGCGCCUCCUCUCCUGCCGUUAACCCUUUAGUGGCUGCGGUGGCGGGAGCAGAACUGAGUGCCGUUCCGGGGGUGGGGGCGUGCAGGAUCGAGGUGCGGGGGUGCGCUGUUGGGCAAAGGAGAGGAUGGACUUUGGAGGUCCCUGAGGAGAAGAGGAGCCAGGAUUAACCGAGGACAGGGUCUCAGCGGGAGCAUGGGGAGGGCGGGCCCUAGAGCGCGGCUCCUCCCCAACACUAGGAAUCUGGAGCCUUAGGUUCUCCCUCAAAACAAGCCCUGCGGUCCCCAGGCCCGCGUCGGCGCCCAGGUGCGGAGACAGCGAGGUACAGGCGUUUCCCGUCGCUAAGUGCCCCCUUCCACUCGAGGUACACCUUCGUGUCCCAUCUGGAACCGCCCGGCGACAGAGGCAAAGCGGGGAGGGCGAAGGGCUCCGCCACCCUCGCUCAGGAUGCCCGAGGGCCCGGAGGUGCACCUGGCCAGCCAGUUUGUGAACGAGGCCUGCAGGGUGCUGGUGUUCGGAGGCUGCGUGGAGAAGUCCUCCGUCAGCCGCAACCCUGAGGUGCCCUUUGAGAGCAGCGCCUACCGCAUCUCGGCUUCUGCCCGCGGCAAGGAGCUGCGCCUGACUCUCAGCCCGCUGCCUGGGGCCCAGCCCCCCCAGGAGCCGCUGGCCCUGGUCUUCCGCUUCGGCAUGUCCGGCUCCUUCCAGCUGGUUCCCCGGGAGGAGCUGCCACGCCACGCCCACCUGCGCUUUUACACGGCUCCGCCCGGCCCCCAGCUCGCCCUAUGUUUCGUGGACAUUCGCCGGUUCGGUCACUGGGAUCUUGGAGGCAACUGGCAGCCGGGCCGCGGGCCCUGCGUCUUGCAGGAGUACGAGCAGUUCAGGGAGAAUGUGCUACGAAACCUAUCGGACAAGGCCUUCGACUGGCCCAUCUGCGAGGCCCUCCUGGACCAGAGGUUCUUCAAUGGCAUUGGCAACUAUCUGCGGGCAGAGAUCCUGUACCGGCUGAAGAUCCCGCCCUUUGAGAAGGCCCGCUCGGUCCUGGAGGCCCUGCAGCAGCGAAGGCCGAGCCCGGAGCUGACACUGAGCCAGAAGAUCAAGGCCAAGCUGCAGAACCCCGACCUGCUGGAGCUGUGCCACUCAGUGCCCAAGGAAGUGGUCCGGCUGGGGGGCAAAGGCUACGGGUCAGAGAGCGGGGAGGAGGACUUUGCCGCCUUUCGCGCCUGGCUGCGGUGCUAUGGCAUGCCGGGCAUGAGCUCCCUGCAGGACCGGCAUGGCCGCACCAUCUGGUUCCAGGGGGAUCCUGGACCCUUGGCACCCAAAGGGCGGAAGUCCCGUAAAAAGAAAUCCAAGGCCAGGCAGCCGAGUCCUGAGGACAGAGUGGAGGACCCUCCACCUCCAAGCAAGGCCCCUUCCAGGACACGAACGGCAAAGAGACACCUUCCUGAGAGAACUGCGACCCAGCGGCCUGCGGCGACCAGCUUCCGGCAGGACCCAGCAGCUCCCAAAAUCCCCAAGAAGGGGAGGAGGAAGGGACGACAGGCAGCCUCUGGCCCGCGCAGACCCCGGAAGGCCAAGGCUGACACCCCAUCCUUGGAACUGGAGGGGCCCUCAGCCUCUUAGCAGGAGGGUCUCCGCGUUUGUACCCACCCUUCUUGUUGCCUUGCCCCGUAUCUGGGGGUCUGU
This is a messenger RNA of Saimiri boliviensis boliviensis (Bolivian squirrel monkey), 1788 nucleotides long. RefSeq names its product nei like DNA glycosylase 1 (gene NEIL1). Gene Ontology annotation, cellular component: nucleus. The record is from RefSeq and is a predicted model, not a curated record. Gene Ontology annotation, molecular function: DNA N-glycosylase activity; DNA-(apurinic or apyrimidinic site) endonuclease activity; damaged DNA binding. NCBI's taxonomy places the organism in Eukaryota, Metazoa, Chordata, Mammalia, Primates, Cebidae. Gene Ontology annotation, biological process: base-excision repair.